Geodia barretti is the source of this 2099-nucleotide messenger RNA. Lineage: Eukaryota; Metazoa; Porifera; Demospongiae; Tetractinellida; Geodiidae. The record is from the annotation of a GenBank genome assembly.
AUGAUUCUCUGUCAGGGGAGGUGGACCGGUUUCCAUGACGCAGAGUCAGGAAUCCAUCAUUACGAGGUGGCAAUGUCAGACUCUCCUGAACCAACUGAAGAUCUGGAGUAUGACGACGUGGGAAUCGGACUCCAGUGGACGAUGUCUGGUCUGGAAUUGACCCACGGAGUCAGGUACUAUUUCCAUGUGGCGGCUGUGAAUAGAGCAGGGGUGUGGUCUAGUGUGGUAUCGACCAAUGGGAUUACAGUCGACAUGACGCGACCUGAACACCGACAGUGUGUGUGGGAGCUGGUUAGUAUCACCUCAUUUGAGCCAAUUAGCUCAGGGGCCUCCCUGUGUAACGAAUCUCUAACUUACGAAGAGGAAGAGGGGUUGAGUCUUGUCCCAUACUCCCCGUCCUUCUCCCCUCUGUCUGGGUGUCUGAGUCAGCUGCUAUGGGGCCCUCUCUCCCUCUCCUUCCCCACCUCCCCCUCCUCACUCCACACCCUCUCUUUCUGGUUGGCACGGCAACCGGGAGACAGUGGGUGUGGUCACCAGUCUCCGCUGGGGCUCCGUAUCCAGGGACCAGACGAUCUGGAGGAAGUGUUCUUGGUUCACACGCAGGACAAAGACAGCCUUCACAGGUGGUCCAGGUUCCAGGUCCAAUUCACACCGACUGGUCUCGAUUCCAUUCUGACUCUGAGUCCCCUCUCAUCUCAGUAUGGUCUCCUGAUUGAUGACAUCGCCGUGUCCCGAUGCGAUUCAGUCGUCUCCGCUCCAUUCGAUGAUGUCAUCAACAAUAAUUUGUCUGUGUUCCGAGUGGGUCAGGAGCAUGUGUCUGGAGCGUGGACGAGAUUCAGGGCAAGUUGGGAGCUGGGUGAGGAGGGGGAGGAGCGUGUGAGGGAGUACAUGUGGGCCAUUGGGACCACUGAAGGAGGCGAACAGCUGCAACCUUUCACCUCCACUGGCUCAACUCCAUAUGGAGUCAGUAGAUACCUGUCCACAUUCCAUACCGAGGCAGUCUAUCUGUCAUUGGUGGCAUGGAACCACGCCGGAGACGAGACUGUGGUGUACGGAGGACCUUACUCCGUUGACUUUACUCCACCAGAGUUGAGGGAAGGGGGUGGAGUGUUGGACGGGGUAGGCGGAGUAGAUCUGGAGUAUCAGAGCACGACAGAUCUGCAAUCUGAUUGGUCGGAUGUGGUGGACCCAGAGAGUGGGAUUGAGGAAUGUUCCUUCCUCAUUGGAACAGCGGCAGGCAGAUCAGAUCUCCACCUCCACACUCCCACAUCUGGCACCAAUUCCUCCGUCACACUCCCUCCAGUCCCCCACGGCACUCUCGUCGUCACCACGGUAACCUGCAGGAAUGGCGCCGGACUCCAAUCAACGUUCUCCUCCAACGACCCCUUCACUACGGAGUAUGGGUCACAUGACAGUCAUGUGCCCUCCACCAAUGUCACUCUGAGGUGGGGAGGUUUUGCGGAGCCAGCGGGGAACCCCCUUCAUUACGAGGUGUGCCUGGGGGAGGGUGAGGAGGAGAGUUGUGUGAUGGUGGGAGAUGCCAGACAACUCAUAGUUGACGGAGUGGGCGUGGCCUCUGAGGAAGAGAUGGUUUCUGUGACGGCGGUAAAUUUGGCAGGUCUUCGUUCCAUUCCACUCAGGGGAAGAGUUGUGUUUCAGACCAGUCCUCCAAAUGACACUGGUGCUGCCAUCAAUAUUACUUGGGUUGACGACACAACGCUGCAUUUUGAUUGGUCAGAUAAGUUCACGUCGUCCUCACCACUGACCUUUGAACUGUCCCUCGGCACAAUGAUGGGGAGCGGGAUCAUCCAGAAGUGGGUGGAGCUUGAGACAGACCACACCCACCACACGGUGUCGGACGGUCGUCUAAUUCGGUCGCAGGACUAUUUCCUUGGUCUGGUGGCUGUGUCUAGAUCAGGUCUCCACACGACUGCAGCAGUGAUGGUGGAUGGUGUGCCACUCAACAUUUAGUUCCUUCAUCUUGUAUUCCCCCAUUGAUACAUACAUACAUAGCUCCGGUGUUUUUAUGUGCAUAACAAUUUAUUGUACUCAACUCCAUUAAAAAUGAAAAGCACUAAAGUGCAAACCCUCGGCACACU